AUGUCCUCAUCCGACGAAAACUACGAAAACUACGACCUAUUCAAAACCAUGCUGAGCCAGGUAGUCCAGCGCCACGCACCCCCAGCCAUCCCGACAGAAACGAAGACGAAAACCGCACCCAACGCUCCUGAACCAGGACUCGACCUCUACAUCGCCAUGUCCAACCGCAAGAACUGCCCGGAGCACUGGGCCCUCCUGCUCUGCGAACAGGGCGCCCCCCGCGGCAAGCGCUUCCACAUCGUUGUAAGCCGCGGCCCCGACCUCAACAAGUAUAAGUAUCCCCCCUCCGUAAUGAUCCCCACGGUCCAUAUGAACAAGCGCAUUGACAGCCAGUACAUGCCAAUCACGGAGAAACUGGCGACGAUCUCCGCGGACGAUGAGCUGAAGGUUUGGAACGCGCAUAGGAAGGUCAAGCCGCGCCAUUGCCAGCAGUAUGUUGUUGCUCUCUUGGAGGAGCUGGAGCGUGGUGGGUUGGUGGGUAAGGGGACGGCGGAGAGGUUUCGGGCGCGGGUUCAGGUUUGUGUGUUUGAGGGGCCGGUGAGGAGGAUUGGUGAAGGGGAGUGGGUGAGGUUGGAGGAGGAGUUGGGGUAUACGGCUGCUAUUGAGAAGGUGCAUAGGAUUCAGGGGUGGUUGAAGGGGUAUACGGGGAGUGGGGUGUGGAAUCUCGAUUAA
Molecule: messenger RNA, 672 nt
Organism: Aspergillus mulundensis
Lineage: Eukaryota; Fungi; Ascomycota; Eurotiomycetes; Eurotiales; Aspergillaceae
Exons: 1
Coding region: 1-672 (223 amino acids)
Source: RefSeq, a predicted model, not a curated record